Molecule: messenger RNA, 1350 nt
Organism: Nilaparvata lugens (brown planthopper)
Lineage: Eukaryota; Metazoa; Arthropoda; Insecta; Hemiptera; Delphacidae
Exons: 5
Coding region: 184-759 (191 amino acids)
Source: RefSeq, a predicted model, not a curated record
CAACAUAAAAUUUCAUCAGCUGUUGAUCUUUAUCACCAUAAUAUGCUGUAAUCUAAUAUCAAAAUGAACUUGUCAUUUUUAAUUCAAUGUUUAUCACACAUCUACACAAAUAACUUGAAGAAAAUUCAAGUAAUUCAAACCUUAAUUUUUCGUAUAAAAUAGGAUAAAUUUAACUAGUAGAAUAUGACAAGACACAUGGAGGGUGAGCAAAUUGAAAAAAUGUACCCAUAUCAAGAAACAAUUUCUCUAAAAAAUAAAUACUCAGAACCUGAAAUAGCUGAAGAAAUAUGUGAAGCGAUUUUCAUGCUAAUUCCAGGAGUGAACCGUCUAAAAGAGCUGUUUCUAGGGUGGAGCACUCUACCCCAAAAAGAUAGAGAACUAAUCGAUGAAAGGCUGAAACACCCUGAUCUCUCAUUUCUUUACAAGCCUUUGCGAGAAGCAUUAACUCGUUAUGAGUCCGUUCAAGACACGCAAGGUGCUCCUGGAUGUGAGCCAGGCAUGGUGAACUUUUUCGGUGAUCCCCAAUUGGAGGAGGGACUGACAGCAGUCAUUCAAAAACUGGAACAUCUUUUGACAGUCGCCAGGCAUCAGGUGGAGUCCGAAGCAUCUGAGGAGAGUGAUGAUGACGCCUCUUCUAUUAAGACUAUUCACUCGUCGUCGAACAUCAAGUGUUACUCUGCAAGUAAUAUGGUGAAUGUGAGGGACACUACCUGUAAUCAUAUGUCAGCUAAGUCUAUUUCAUUGGAUAACAUUAUAUGAGGAUUAUUUACUGUCAGGAUGGAAGAUAUAACAUUGCAAGUCAAAUAUGUAUCUUGUUUACACAACUACAAGAAAUAUACACUUGAAGAAAGGUUUUAACGAGUAGGCUACUUGUUGAGUUGAGUAAACAACAAUGUGACAGCUAUCCUGCCGGCGAAGGGGGAAUCUUCCACUCGAUCCCAGAGGAAAUCCUUAUUUUUGGUGCAAUGUACAAUGUGACUGUCUGCAAUUAUUAGUUCAUAUUUUUUAAAGAAAAGUUACAGAGUUUACAUAAGGUCUACUGAUAUAUCAUUAAUAUUUACUGAUAUACAUUAAUCAAUUUGACAAAAUACAGAGUGGUCAGAAAAGCUUGCUUAUUUCAUUUAGUGUAGUCCUGACUGUCAUUAUGAAGAAGGGGUUAAUACCAUCCGAGAGAGAAUAGCUUAAUCCUUCUUGGUAUAAUCACCAUCGUAGAGUGGGAAAAUGGUGGAACAAAACAUUUUUGUAAAGGAGUACUUUUCUAACACUCUAUGGUUUUAAGCGGCUUACAAAGGAACGUAGUUACUGGCUGCCAGUGCUUGCUGUUACUUCAUUUUCCAUAAAAACAAUAUA